AUAAAUUUAUACUGUUAUAAAAAUUCUAUCAUUGCUUAAAAAAGUGAUCAUUUUUAAGACAAAUCAGCCUUAAGGGAUAGGCCCAAGUAAAAUUAAAUGUUAGGAAGUUGAGUAAAUCAUUGGUAAUUGAUAAAGCUGUAACAUAUAAACAAAGGUUAUUGUUAAGAAUUGUUAUACAGAAUAUUCUGUAUUCAACUGUUAUGGAUAUGGUGAUCACGAAUUUGCAACAGCAACGUCAAAUUACGGAGCAGCUACGUCGUGAAGCUGCACUGAAACGAAUCACAGUCAGUAAAGCUGUGGAGGAUAUCAUGAAGUAUAUUACGGAACAUGAACAAGAGGAUUGUCUUCUAGUUGGUUUUUCAUCACAAAAGUCUAAUCCCUUUCGUGAAAAAAGUUCCUGUACCAUUCUUUAAAUUAGCAUGCCUAAAAUAAGAAAAAAAUUAAGUCAAUUUUUUCUUUAAGUAUUUAAAUUUUGAAUCUAUAGUUAUUUAACACUGUUUUUAUACAAAUGGAAAAUUAUUAACUACUAUGGACAUCGAAUACAAAAUAAGUAGUUUAUAUAAAGUCAUGUUUGUAACUAAUUUCUUUUUAAACGAGGUAUAAUAUUUGCUUUAACAUCAGCACUCAAAUUUUGAUCAACAUGGAAUACCUGCAGUUAUCUAUUUGCCUUUAUAAACCAUUUGAGUAUCAGAUUGCACUCAGUUGUGUCUUCCCAGAUUCAUUUAAAAAAAUGCCAUGGAAUUGACUCAAAAGGCUCAACUAAUUGUAUAUGUGAAGUUUAUCACAGUGAACUGUUAAAUAUUAAGUAUUCAACAUUACUACGAAUACAUGGGAGAUACGAAAACACUGCUAUUAUAUUGUUUGAUACUUUGUGAGAGAAAAUACAAUUAUGCAGUUUGCGCUUUUUAAAUGUUUUAUUGCAGUAACAUUUGGAAUUCAAAUGGAUAAAUAGAUUUUAUAUAAAUACUAACAGUAAACAAGGAUUAAUUGUACAUUGAAGGUGUAUAUUCAAAAAAUUCAAUCUAAAUUUUAUUAUAUGUUAUCAUGAUUUUAUUGGCCUAUGAAAAUGUAAUAAAAUUUAUGUACACACAGAGUUAUGGACACAGAGUAUGCACUGAAAAAAUAGAAAACUUUGGCUCUUAAGAUUAUAUAUACAUUUACAAAAAUGAAAUGCUAUUUUGUACAAUAUUUUAUCUAUAAAAAUAUAUAAAAUAAAAAUUGUAUGUUAAUAAUAUGAUCUGUGAAAUCUUGAAAUAGAAUUAUAAUUUAAAACAGUGUAUAAGUAUAUUCUAGUUUAGUUUUUAUUAUAUUCAUAAAGUCAUUAUUAACUACAUCAAGUGCCUCUAUGAACAAAUAAUUAUAUGUUAUGUAAUGUAUAAAUAAAAGUAUAGUUAUACAAGUUUCU
Molecule: messenger RNA, 1405 nt
Organism: Megachile rotundata (alfalfa leafcutting bee)
Lineage: Eukaryota; Metazoa; Arthropoda; Insecta; Hymenoptera; Megachilidae
Gene: Ggamma1
Product: guanine nucleotide-binding protein subunit gamma-1
Biological process (GO): G protein-coupled receptor signaling pathway
Cellular component (GO): heterotrimeric G-protein complex
Molecular function (GO): G-protein beta-subunit binding
Source: RefSeq, a predicted model, not a curated record